This is a messenger RNA of Erythranthe guttata (spotted monkey flower), 1868 nucleotides long. RefSeq names its product WEB family protein (DUF827). Gene Ontology annotation, cellular component: cytosol. NCBI's taxonomy places the organism in Eukaryota, Viridiplantae, Streptophyta, Magnoliopsida, Lamiales, Phrymaceae. Gene Ontology annotation, biological process: chloroplast accumulation movement; chloroplast avoidance movement. The record is from RefSeq and is a predicted model, not a curated record.
CACACUCUGAAACACACAGUCAUACACACUCUGAAACACACACACAUUACAUACAACUGAAGCACUGUUGGCUUUUUUCCCUCUGAAAAAUGAAAUGCACUUUUCCUUUCCACUUUAAUCUCUGGUCCCAUCGUUUUUUUUAACAAUAAUCAUUACCAUCACACCCUCACACAUUUUCAUCACCCAAUCAAGGAUUCUAAAACCCAUAUAAGCUUCUGUAUAAAUGCAUCCCAAAUUUACCAACAUUCUAAUUUAAUUUCUGAAAUUCAGAGCUUCUUCUUCUUCUUCUUCUUCUUCUUCUUCUUUAUAAUUUACUUUUUGUUGCUGAUCAAAAAGUUAUGGGGGACACAACGGAAUCAUCUUCCGCCGUCACUGAAACGAAGAAGGUUGUUGUAAACCCUAGAGCGGAAAUCGACACCUCGCCGCCGUUCGAGUCUGUCAAGGAGGCGGUGGACCGCUUCGGCGGCAGUGGCCCUUGGAUACCCCAUCACUUGCUUCGUUUAGCUGCUGCUCAACAUGAGGAUUUUGAUCUGGAUAAAAUAGAGGAGCAUGCAGUGAAAUUGGAGAGGGAUCUGAUUCUGAAAGAGCAACAAACACUCGAUGUCUUAAAAGAACUCGAGUCAGCAAAAAGAUUCGUCCAAGGCCUAAAAGUCAACUUCAACAUUCCGGAUUCGUCGCCAUCUUUCACACCCAGUCCCGACAUAAAAUUCGAUGUCGGGACUUUCUGCCCUUCAAUGUCGCCCAAUUUGAUGUUUAUGGAAUUAAAUCGGGCGAAAUUAAACCUCAACAAAACAUCCGGAGAUCUCGCGGUGAUCCAAGCCUCGGUCGAGUCCUUAAACAAGAAAAUGAGAAGAGAUAAGCUCUUGCUCGAAAAGAGCACUAAUAAUUCCGAAGAGAUUUUCUCUUUCGAGCCAAAAUCUCCGAAAGUCGAAACCGAUUUUUCGAUGACUACUAUUUGCAACUUUGAGGAAGAGCAGUUCAAGAAGAUGACGGAAGCUUCUAGAUACGAGGUGGUCAAGGCCAUGACCGAGAUAGAACGGACCAAGAAUAGUAUAAGAAUGGCGGAAAUGAGAUUGAACGCAGCCAAGAAAAUGGAGGAAGCUGCUAAAGCGGUCGAAGCUAUUUCACUUGCCGAGAGAAAUUCUCGUUUGAAUAACGAUGAGAAUUCAUCGAAUAAUAAUGGAAUAACUCUUUCGUUCGAGGAGUACAGAGUUCUUACAAGAAAAGCACAGCACGCCGAAGACCUAUGCAAGACCAAGUUCGUAGAUACCGAAGAAAGCUAUUCAAGAACACAAGUGGAACGGUUGUCUGAAAAUAAUUUGAAUAAAUUUAAGUUUAGGAAUUCGAAUUCCGGUCAUAGAAGUCCGCCUGUACUGGCCAAUGAAAAGUCAACGCCCGGUUUCCGGACGACUUCGAUUGGAGACAUAUUGGGUAAGAAGUUGGUAGUACCACCACAAGAUGAUGGUGCGGUGGGGCGGCGUGCGGAGGAUCGUUCUGAAAGGGAACGUGUUUCUUUGAGUGAAAUGCUGAGGGAACGGAGUAGGGUUAUUAUGCACCCUCCUACUAAAGGUUCGGAGAAUGGGAAAAUCGAAAAGCAAUACUUUUUGCAGCAGAAGAAGAAGUUUGGAUUCAUGCAGAGCAAGAAAAAGACUCAGACUUUGAAUCUCAGGUGAUUUGAUUAGGCUCUUAAUUUAAAAGUGUGAUUUUUAUAGUGUAUUUUUAAAUUGUGUUGUUUAGUAUUGAUGUUUGGGAUUUGGGUUUUGUUGAUGUUUGGAUUUUGUUACAUGAUUCUUGUGAUUUUUAUUUAAGUGUUGGAUGAUGAUUGUUUGUAUGAUUUGGGAAUAAAAUUCAUUUGCAUUUGUUUGUUA